Messenger RNA from Rhizophagus irregularis DAOM 181602=DAOM 197198, 464 nucleotides. RefSeq names its product 40S ribosomal protein uS14. Gene Ontology annotation, cellular component: cytosolic small ribosomal subunit; ribosome. Lineage: Eukaryota; Fungi; Glomeromycota; Glomeromycetes; Glomerales; Glomeraceae. Gene Ontology annotation, molecular function: structural constituent of ribosome; zinc ion binding. Gene Ontology annotation, biological process: translation. The record is from RefSeq and is a predicted model, not a curated record.
GAUCCUCCUCUGACACAUCGAAAGCGAUUCGAUAUCAAAUUAAUAAACGUAUAUAUAAAAGUACGGCAUACAAUCGUAAAAGAUGGCUCACGAUCAAGUUUGGUUCUCUCGUCCUCGUCGUUAUGGAAAGGGCUCUCGCGAAUGUCGGGUGUGCGCUCAUCGCGCUGGCUUGAUCCGUAAAUACAAUCUAAAUGUUUGCCGUCAAUGCUUUCGUGAAUACUCCAAGGAUAUUGGUUUUAUCAAGUACCGAUAAACCAAUCUAGAGAUAUAAAAUUUUCUUUUUUAUUUUUCAUCAUUUAAUAACUUCAAAGAAAUCAAAUUAUGCUUUGUGCUAUCUUAAAAAGUAUACUAUUAAGCGCUUCUAUUAAUAUUUGUAUUUGCUUACUUUGUUUAAUUAAUUAUCUAAAAUUUAAUUAAAUAUUUAGUAAUAUUGAAAAUCCAAAAUUUUUAUGCUUUUGAUUAUG